This is a messenger RNA of Panicum virgatum (switchgrass), 1054 nucleotides long. RefSeq lists its product as uncharacterized. Gene Ontology annotation, molecular function: electron transfer activity. The record is from RefSeq and is a predicted model, not a curated record. Gene Ontology annotation, cellular component: plasma membrane. The coding region runs from base 88 to 933 and encodes 281 amino acids. The transcript has 2 exons. NCBI's taxonomy places the organism in Eukaryota, Viridiplantae, Streptophyta, Magnoliopsida, Poales, Poaceae.
UUCUAGUGCAUUGCAGCAUUGACACUGUAACAACAUUCUUGCACCGUCGAUCGCCUCGUUAAAUCUGCAGGCAGUGCAGAGGUCGACAUGGCAACGGCGCCCCAGGCCAUGAUCCUCGCCGCCGUGGCCGCGGCCGCUCUGGCGGUGCACCUCGCCGCCGCCUCGGUUGACCACCCAGUGGGAGGCAGCGGCGCCUGGGACGCCAGCGGCACCAGCUACAACGCCUGGUCCGCCAAGCAGGCGUUCGUCCAGGGCGACACCAUGUGUAAGAUUCUCCUCUCCUCUCCAACUGCUGCUGCCUUUCGUGGAGUGAGAAACUGGCAAAAUUCCUUCGCUAGCGAGGAACCCGUCGCUAGCUCGUGGCGUGUUUUCCCAGGCGUAGAGAGCAGCGGCAUCAAAACCAAGAAGCAACCGAAUUUAUUUUUCCUUUCUUUACUCUUUCUCACAUCCACGUCCGCUGACGACGUCGUCUCUGUAUGUACUACAGCGUUCAAGUACGCGGCGUCGCACGACGUCACCGAGGUCCCCAAGGCCGGCUACGACGCCUGCUCCGGCGCCAACCCCGUCAAGUCCUACACCGGCGGCGCCACCACCGUCAAGCUCACCGCCCCGGGCAAGCGCUACUUCAUCUGCAGCGUCCCCGGCCACUGCGCCGCCGGCAUGAAGCUCGAGGUCACCGUCGCCGCGCCCGCGCCCGCGCCCGCGCCCGCCAGGAGCAAACCCCGCCACCAGAGGAGCCUCGCCCCGACCCCGGCCCCUGCAAUGGCAUCGGAGCCUUCCUCCGUGCCGUCCAACGACGGGCUGCCCACCGUCUCGACGCCCACGGCGGCGCCGGCGCCGAAAUCGUCCGACGCCGCCAGCAAUGGCCUGCUCGGAGCCAAGGCUGGCAUGACUCUGGCCGUUGGGAUGAUGGCCUUGGCAUUGGCCAUCUGAGAGACCCGGUCAUUCGUCAUUUUCAUUUUGCAGAUAGAUGAUUGAUUAAUUAUCACAUAAUGUGAUGAUUAGUGUACGCAUUCAUUGUAACCAUUGAUCCAAUAAAAGCUAUCCUCAGGCA